Ceratitis capitata (Mediterranean fruit fly) is the source of this 1168-nucleotide messenger RNA. RefSeq lists its product as uncharacterized. NCBI's taxonomy places the organism in Eukaryota, Metazoa, Arthropoda, Insecta, Diptera, Tephritidae. Gene Ontology annotation, cellular component: extracellular region. The transcript has 4 exons. The coding region runs from base 87 to 869 and encodes 260 amino acids. The record is from RefSeq and is a predicted model, not a curated record. Gene Ontology annotation, molecular function: chitin binding.
CUAGUUCUAGUGUGACUACGAGCGGAAUCACUAAAGUGAAUUUAGAAAAUAAUAAAAAUAAAAGUAAAGUCGUGAAAAACUUUAAGAUGUCUAAACUCCUUGUGCGCAGUUGUCCACCCCACGCACUCCUUCUCCUGCUACUACUUCUAUGCGCCAAAUGUCUGAAGGUCACCGCCAUUUGCAACACGUGCAACAGCGUUACCAACUUGGCUUGCGUCUCCACCACACAAUUCCAAGUCUGCAUCAACGGCUUACCCACCGGAUCUGCAACGAGCUGUCCUACGGGUUAUAUCUGCUCGACAGCGUCGACGAGCAUUUGUGCGCCGAGCAGUGGUCAGAAUGUAGUGGGCGAUUGCACCGCAUGCAACACCUGUGAUUCCACACUGACUUUCGCCUGCACCGGCGUACGCACAUAUGCGCUGUGUCUGGGCAGUGCCACACCGAGUGAUUUGACGGGCAGUUGUGAGCCAUAUCAUAUUUGUAGCAUUGAUUAUGAGUUCAUUUGUGGCAAUGCAACGGAGGGUGUGAGUGUCACGCCGACUUGUGCCAGUACGGAAACUACCGAAACUACGACGGCAGUUAGUACAACAACAACGACUGAUGCGUCGAUUGUGACAAAUCCCGUUACAUAUUGUCAAACGCUACAACAAAAUGGUCGCUUUCCAGUCGGCAAUGAUCUUACAACAACAUGCAAACAGUAUGUCUACUGCUUCAUAAAUAAUGCUGUUUGGUCUGGUGCUCUCUAUUAUUGUCCAGGCGCCACUUAUUUUGACAGCAACACCCGUUAUUGUACAGCGAAUGUGCCGCAACGCUGCACAAGCACUACACAAACACUGUCGCUGAGGGACGCCGAGUUGGAUUUCUACUGAGCUGACGGAGUAGGGUGUGGGAGAAGGAAAGAUGGAGAGAGGGGGAGAGAGAGAGAGAUUGAGAGAGAAGGAUGGAGAGAGAGAGAGUGAUGGAGAGAGCGAUAGAAAAUUAGACAGAUAAGAAUGGAGGGAAAUAGAGUUAGAGUGUGAGGUAAUUUCUACGCAUACGGAAAUAUCCAGAGAGCACUUAGAUUUAUGUCGUCUAUUGAAGACAGUAGAUAUAAUAAAUGAUUCGACUUAAUGUUUAAAUAUUUACAUAUAUACAAUGUUGAUACAAACCUAGUUCAAUUAAAAAAAUA